This is a messenger RNA of Portunus trituberculatus (swimming crab), 1978 nucleotides long. Its product is annotated as filaggrin-2-like. The record is from RefSeq and is a predicted model, not a curated record. NCBI's taxonomy places the organism in Eukaryota, Metazoa, Arthropoda, Malacostraca, Decapoda, Portunidae. The transcript has 3 exons. Bases 325 to 1500 code for a protein of 391 amino acids.
UAGUAGUAGUAGUGGUGGUGGUGGUAGUAAUAGUAGUAGUAGCAGUAGUAGAGAGAAGUUAGGAUAAAUAGAAAAAUAGUAAUAACAGUAGUAAUAGUAGUAGUAGUAGUAGUGGUGGUGUUGGUGGUAGCGGGAAGCAGAGUGAUGUUAGGUCAGGGGUGAGGCAGUGGUGGUGGUGGUGGUGGUAGGGCAGACAGGUGGCAGUGGUGGUGGUGGUGGUGGCAGGACUGGUAUAAAAAUGCAGGAAUACAGGAAUUUGCAAUCAUUUCCUGUCUGGACACCGCAGGGGAAACAUCCUUCUCUGUUCUACUGCUGGUUGAUAAGAUGAAGUUACUGGUGGUGGCGGUGGUGGUGGCGGCGGGGGCAAGACAGUGCUACUCACAGACAGCGAAGGUCAACACCACGAAGGUCACGGCAGAUGGAAGCGAGGUCACAGUCCUUGGUCAACUCGUUCUGGACCCGAAAACUGGCGAGGUCACAUUUCAAGACGCCACUGAAGGUCCAACAGGAGGUCACAGCGGAACAGAACCAGGUCACAGCACGCCAGGAGGUCACCAGGCAACCAGCACAGCACAGCGAGGUCACAGCGGGGUCAAUGGAGGUCAAGGUCACAUAGGUCACUUCCCUGGGUCACAAUUAGCAAGAGGGAGUGUUAUAGGUGACCAUUUGACCUCUCCUGGAUUCGCAAAUGACCCUUUCUUGACCCCAGUGCAUCCUUUGACCUUAGGGGCGGUUUUAGGGGCGCCUGUGUAUGAUUACGUGGACUUUACUGGCUUAGGAGGGGCUGGGUUUGGUGGGGCUGGCUUCACUGGAACUGGGUUUAACGGGGGUGGCUUGGGAGGACUUGGCUUUGGCGGGGCUGGGUUCAAUGGGGCUGGCUUAUCGGGAAGUGUAGUAAGACAAGGUGUGAGUUCUAAGCCAGUUACUGAUAAGCCAGGCGUAGCGGAAGAGAGAGAUAAGCCAGAGGAAAAGGAAAACAAGCGAGGCAAUCAAGAAAAUGAGGCAAACAAGGAAAACAAAGACAACAAACAAGAAAACAAACACAAAGCAGAGAAGCAUGAAGAGACAGUGACCCAGAAUGACCCAGCAAGCUUCCAAGGUCACAGCUCAGGUCACGGAGGUCACGCUGCCAUACCAGGUCACAUUCAUGGUUUUGGAGGUCACAGUCCGGUAUUAGGUCACAGUUUAGGAGGUCACAGUCCGGUAUUAGGUCACAGUCCGGUGUUAGGUCACAGUUUAGGAGGUCACAGUCCCAUUUUAGGCUUCCAUUCCUUCGAGGUCGGUCUUCACCCACAAAGCACAUUAGGACACACCCCUUUUGCCUUUGGGGGUCACUCCUUAGAAUUCGGCUUCCAUCCAGGUCACGGCCAGGUCACGGGAGGUCACCUGGCUGCCUUCCCGGGUCACUUUUCUCCGGGUCUCGGGUCAAACUUCGGGGUCUUCGGUCAGGGGAGGUCACAGCAGCAUGGGGUCACUGCCAGCACCACCACAGCCAAGUGAAGUGUGUUUCUGGUUGUGACAGAUUAACGUUUGUUUGAUAUGACAACGGUAACAGUCUUGGAGAACCGGCAAGUUAUCAAGAUGGCCUUAGAAAACAGUUUUGAUAAAGUAACACGGAUUUUUAAGGGUGUUCUCAUGGUCUUAGUGAAAGAUUAGCAACAUUUCUGCUUUAUUAACUGGAGAAACACUUUAAAGAACCCGCAAGUCUUAAUUAAGUGAUAUCAGGUUUUUUAAAGGUGUGUUUAUGGUUCUAGUGACAGAUGAACAAGAUUUCUACAUUAUGAACAGGAAAAACAGCCUUAAAAAUCUUUGGAGAAUAAUUGUGGUGAAGUUAUGAGUGUUUUUAAGAGUGCUUGGAGACUGUGAGUGCGUGGCGUGGUGCGUGGUAAAGGUGAGUGCGUUGGUAGGAGUGUGUGGGUGUGACAUAAUGACUGUAGUGUGAAAACUUGAAUAUAAACAAAUUAAAGUAUUGCAGUUA